AUGGACGCGUCGUGGUCGGCGGCGCUCGCGGCGUUACGCGCGGACGCGCGCGCGUUCGGGGUGGAAAUCGGCGUCGUGAAGAUGACGAAAACUUUGAAAUCAGUGCGAAAAAAUGCGAUGCGUUCGACCGUGCGCGCGCCGCUCGGCGGUUUGGACGCGCGACAGGCGGUGAUGUACGCCGUGAUCAUGUUUGUCUUUAAUUGGCUCCUGCGCGUGGUCGUGGUCGAGCCGCUCGGACGCGUGUUGAUGGGAUUCAGCGGUAAGGCGAGGACCAAGGCGCGAAACGCGCGCGCGGAGAAAUUCGCGCAGAGCGCGCUGGAGAUGGUGACGUACGGAGCGUUCAGUUACUUUGGAGCGAUGAUCGUCCCGAAACAGUCGUGGUUUUGGCCGUCAUCGGAGUGGUGGAGAGGAUUUCCGGUGAAGACGUUAGCCACGGACGGGGCGCUGCGAUGUUAUUACCUGGCGUACGGCGCGAGGUACGUCGCCGGGGCGGUGAACGUCCUGCUCGAGCACAAGCGAAAAGACUUUUGGUCGAUGCAAUUGCAUCACGUGUCGACGAUCGGUGUGAUCUGGGUGUCGUACGUCUACGGAUGGACUCGAGUCGGGGCGGUGAUCAUGCUCGUGUUGGACCCGGCGGACGUGCCGCUGCACGCGGCGAAGUGCGCGAAGUACAUUGGCGACGCGCGCGGGAAUAAGCGAUUUCAGCUCCUGGCGGACGUCUUGUUCGCGAUUUUCCUCGUCACAUUUUUUGUCAUGCGACUGGUGAUGUAUCCGUACGUGGUAUGGAGCUCGCACUUCGAGGCGCGCAGGUAUUUUGGAGCAAGCUUCGGGUACUGGACCUGCGUCGUCCUGCUGUACAUUAUUCUCGGCUUGCAGGUGUAUUGGUUCAAGCUCAUCGUCAACGUCGUCCAUCGCAUCUUGAUCACUGGCUCCGCCGAGGACGUGCGAAGCGAUGAUGAAGACGACGACGAAGAAGAGGACGACGACGACGCGAAGAAGCGUCGAUAA
Molecule: messenger RNA, 1008 nt
Organism: Ostreococcus tauri
Lineage: Eukaryota; Viridiplantae; Chlorophyta; Mamiellophyceae; Mamiellales; Bathycoccaceae
Product: TRAM/LAG1/CLN8 homology domain
Exons: 1
Coding region: 1-1008 (335 amino acids)
Biological process (GO): ceramide biosynthetic process
Cellular component (GO): membrane
Molecular function (GO): sphingosine N-acyltransferase activity
Source: RefSeq, a predicted model, not a curated record